Maniola jurtina (meadow brown) is the source of this 1616-nucleotide messenger RNA. Its product is annotated as leucine-rich repeat extensin-like protein 3. The record is from RefSeq and is a predicted model, not a curated record. The transcript has 5 exons. NCBI's taxonomy places the organism in Eukaryota, Metazoa, Arthropoda, Insecta, Lepidoptera, Nymphalidae. The coding region runs from base 51 to 908 and encodes 285 amino acids.
UUAGAAUAUAAAAGGUUUGUUGGUUUUUGAACAAAUCAGUUGGCUGGAAUAUGGUGGCGGGCAAAGCACUUUGGUUAUCUGUUCUUCUCAUCGGUUCAUCAUGGGGGCAACCACUGCCGAACCCCCAAAUGUACCCCUGUUCCAUACCCUGCCCUCCAUGUCCCCAACCAUGUCCCCCGCCUUGCCCCGAGCCGACCCCUGACCCCUGCCCCUGCCCCCAACCGAACCCCUGCGAUGACUUGCCCCCGUGUCCCCAACCAGACCCAUGUUCUGGCUACCCAGACCCAUGUUCUGGCUACCCAGACCCAUGUUCUGGAUACCAGGAUACCAUACAAGUGGGACCAUGCAACCCCAAUGACCCUUCAGUUCGAUAUAUGUAUGGGCAAGCUCCUACUGGAACGGUGGUAAUAAAACCAGGUAUCAUAAGAUUCCCGGCCCCCAAGCCUAUAGUGGUGAAGCCAGGGAUCAUCAAGCUCACUCCUCCGCCCAUCUGGGUCAAACCACCACCCGUUCAGCCUCCAGCACCAGCGCCAAUACGGGUCCAACCACCCGCUGUACAGCCGCCUACACCUGAGCCAAUAACGGUGCGUCCCCCGCCGGUGUGCCCUCCACAACCGCAGCCUAUACUAGUCAGACCAGCGCCUGUGCAACCGCCGAAACCUGCAUGCCUCAAGGUAACCCCACCACCAGUCCAGCCACCACAACCGGAUGCACUCGUGGUCCUACCCCCUAGGAUAGUGGUACCACAAUCCCCCACCAUCUGCUUCCAACCAAACCCCAUCACACGAUUCAGGACCUGCGGCUGUGCGAAGGUGUGUGUGUACAACCCAUGUCCCCCUCCACCUUGUCCACCUUGUCCACCUUGCCCAGAGCCUCACCCUUGUCCGCCAUGCCAGGGGUACAACUAAGAUCUAUAACACAUAUUUCGCCCUAGUUCCCCCCUCCCCAUUUCACUAUCAAACCACGAGGCAUCGCCAAGGUCUACAUCUUUCUUCUUAUGCCACUCCACUAUUGGAGGUUGGGCGUCAUCUCGUCAUAUAACAUCCUGUCUUUCUGGGCACAACCCAUACCCCCCUCCACCUUGCUCUUGCCAGCAAUGCCAGGGGUUCAACUAAGAGCUAUAAGACAUACUACGGAGAGUGUGGAACUAUUCGACCUAGUUCUCCCCUCGCCAUUUUACUAUCAAACCGCGAGACAUCGCCAAGGACUGGACCCUUGUUCUUCUUCUUGUUUCCAUCAGCCUAUAUACGUCCACUGCUGGACAUAGGCCUUUCCAAGAGUCCGUCCACAAACACGGUCCUCCGCCUUCCUCAUCCACCCGCUCCCCGCCACCUUCUUCAGGUCAUCGGUCCAGCGGGCUGGAGCUCGUCCUCUUCUUGUCAAUCAAUAAAUCAGCCUGUUUGCGUCCACUGCUGGACAUAGGCCUUCCUGAGCUCUUCUUGUGCCUCUCCACUAUUGGAGGUUAGCCUUCAUCUCGUCAUAUAACUUCAUCUUUCCCCAAACGGAAGAGUUUUGCUACGUUGGCUAUCCCAGUCCAUUCUCGGAUGUUUCUAAGCCACGACUUUCUCUUCUACCGAUACUUCUCCUUCAAUUGCCCAUACCCAUCACGAUGGUCU